This is a messenger RNA of Armigeres subalbatus, 5232 nucleotides long. RefSeq lists its product as uncharacterized. The record is from RefSeq and is a predicted model, not a curated record. NCBI's taxonomy places the organism in Eukaryota, Metazoa, Arthropoda, Insecta, Diptera, Culicidae. Gene Ontology annotation, molecular function: nucleic acid binding. The transcript has 3 exons. Gene Ontology annotation, biological process: DNA integration. Bases 1 to 5232 code for a protein of 1743 amino acids.
AUGGCUAGUUCGAACCAUCGGCGUAGUCUUGUACGAAUGUUGACAGACGAAGAAAGUGGUUUUGAUUGCACUCUUUGCACUCAACCAAACAUUGCCGAUAAGUGGAUGGUACAGUGUGAUGCAUGUGGAAGCUGGAUCCACUUCUCGUGUGCUGGUGUGGACGAAAGGGUGAAAAACGACACCUUCAUCUGUGCAAAGUGCAUAGCACCACCCCCGCCACCGAGAUCGAGAUCGUCAAGGUCAACGUCGUCCAGUGUACGUGCUGCCAGACAGGAGUUAGAGCUGAAACGUUUAGCGGAGGAAAAAGCACUACACGAAAGAUUGCUGAAGGAACAACAGGAAGAAGAAGAAGCCUUACAUAAGAAAGCAUUGGAACAGGAGCAGGAACGGAGGAAAAAGGCGAUGAAAGAAAAACUCGAGCUGGAGAGGCAAUUCAUUGAGAAGAAGUUUGAGAUACUGCAAGCAGGAUUGGAUGAGGACGAUGAUGAUCGCAGUAUGCGGAGUCACCGAAGUGUCCGAAGCAUACGAAGCACAGUUCAGAGUUGGGUCGAGCAACAAGGAAGUAAUACUACGGUCACUGGUAAAGAAACUGAGCGAGUUUUAGCCGGUCCCGCGUUAUACACUGGCGCCAUCCCUAAACGAACGUCUGCUACGAGUCGUGAUGAAACAAUCUCUUCCAGUAUUAACAUCGGUGCUGCGACCUGCAAGCCUCCAAUUCUGGCGAGUACUACAUCUCCACGACCGGAUUUGGAUUUAUCAGCACUGCAGUUUUCGCCCCCAACAUCAAAGCAGCAGGAACCUUUAUCGUCAGUGAACAUGUUUAUUUCUCCUCCUCCGGUGUGUAACCAGCCCGUAGACAAUAAUUCAAAUUGUCCUCAGCUAUUUGAGGAUGGUCAACAAGUCGAGCGGCAUCGACCCUUUAACUGUACCGUCAGUGCUAACAAGCAUAUAUUAUUGGCUAGUAAUAAGACACCAGCUUCAGGUACGUCCGUAAGCACAUUAGCGUUUCUCGAUGAUGGAUCCUCAUACACACUGGUGGAACAAGGACUCGCAGACGAGCUCGGUAUAACGGGUCAGGUAGAGCCACUUUGCCUGCAAUGGACAAGCGGGGUAACACGAACGGAGGUGGAUUCACGUUUGGUGCAGAUGGAAAUAUCUGGCGGUAAUAGUGAUCGAACACAUAUCAUGGAUGAAGUGCGAACUGUGGAGAAACUGGAUCUACCACCUCAAUCCCUACGAUAUCCAGAAUUAGCUCAGAAAUACGAGUAUUUGAAAGGCCUUCCGAUCGCCAGCUACGAAAGUGCAGUUCCUCGUAUUCUAAUUGGCGUAGAUAAUACUCACCUAUUAGUCACGCUAAAGAAAAAAGAGGGUAAGAAGCUUGAACCCGUUGCAGCUAAAACAAGGCUUGGCUGGACAAUUUACGGAAACGUGGAUGAAUUUGAAGGAUCACCGCAUCGCCAUCUGCAUAUUUGUGACCGGUCAUCUGAUGAUGAUCUUCAUGACAAGGUCAAGGAGUUCUUUUUGGUAGAAAGCGUCGGAGUCGCAGUUUCUCCACAAUUAGAAGCCGAAGAUGAUCGGCGUGCCCGAGAAAUUAUGGAAAAUACUACUACCCGCACAGCAUCUGGGAAAUUUCAGACUGGUCUACUUUGGAGAUUCGAUUAUUUUGAAUUUCCUGACAGUCGAUCCAUGGCAAUACAUCGUUUCAAAUGUUUGGAGCGGAGGUUAAGCAAGAAUCCAGAUUUGUAUGAUAACGUGAGGCAACUUAUUCUCGACUAUCAAAACAAAGGAUACGCACAUAAGCUGACUAAAGAGGAGUCAAUGGAUAGUGAUCCACGCCGGGUGUGGUAUCUUCCUCUAGGGAUUGUGCUGAAUCCUAACAAACCAGGAAAGCUUCGUGUCAUAUGGGAUGCUGCGGCUAAGGUUGAAAACAUUUCACUCAAUUCUAUGUUAAUGAAAGGUCCCGAUUUGACAACCUCGCUUAUCACAGUGUUGCAACGUUUUCGACAGCGACAAUUUGCCAUUGCAGCAGACAUCAAAGAGAUGUUUCACCAGAUCGAAAUCCGUCCACAAGAUCGACAAGCCCAGCGAUUCUUGUGGCGAAACGAACCAAGUGAACCAUUUGAAGAGUUCGUCAUGGAUGUGGCAACAUUUGGGUCAACAUGCUCACCAUCGUCAGCCCAAUAUAUAAAAAACAAAAACGCAUAUGAGUGGAGGAAUCGGUUUCCAGAGGCUGCAGUAGCCAUCGUAGAAAACCAUUAUGUGGACGAUUACUUGGACAGCCUAGAUUCUGAGGACGAAGCAAUUAAAAUAGCUCUUGAUGUGAAAAAUGUGCAUGCACGUGCAGGAUUCGAAAUUAGAAAUUGGUUAUCAAACUCUGAACGUGUUAUUAGGCGGGUCGGGGACCCUAGUCAGCAGAUUACGAAAAAUUUCUCCGUUGGCAAAGACCAGCAUGCUGAAAGAAUUCUGGGAAUGAAGUGGACACCGCAGGAAGAUAUAUUCACCUUUGCUCUGAAUUUUCGAGGUGACAUCCAGCCGUUUAUCGACGGCACAAGCAUUCCCACAAAACGUCAAGUGCUACGAGUCGUAAUGAGCAUAUUUGACCCGCUGGGAUUAGCAGCAGUUUUCGUGAUCCAUGGAAAGUGUUUGAUUCAAGAAAUAUGGCGGGCCAGCAUCGGAUGGGACGACUUGAUACCAGAGGAGCUUCGUGAAACUUGGCGACGAUGGCUGCAGGCUCUUCAUCAGUUACCUGAACUUAAAUUUCCACGCUGCUAUUUCUCAAAUUAUUCCCCGGAAAGUUUGAAGAGUUUGCAGCUCCAUAUUUUUGUGGAUGCAAGCGAAGCGGCGUACUCCUGUGUAGCCUACUUCCGUAUUGUAGACAGGGGACAUAUUAGAUGUGUACUUGUGUCGGCGAGGACUAAAGUAGCACCAUUAAAACCAAUGUCCAUUCCUCGAUUGGAGUUGCAGGCGGCGGUUAUUGGCACAAGGUUGAUGAAGUCUAUACAGCAAAGCCACACAUUAACUAUUGACCGGCGGACAAUUUGGAGUGAUUCGAGGACUGUACUGUCAUGGAUUCAGUCGGACCAGAGGAAGUAUCGCCAAUUCGUUGCCUUUCGAGUGGGCGAAAUUCUGGAAGAAACAAAGUUGGAUGAAUGGAGAUGGGUCCCAACUCGUCUCAACGUCGCUGAUGAAGCGACAAAAUGGGGAAACGGACCUAACCUACGCGAAGAUAGUAGAUGGUUUAGAGGACCUGAGUUUCUAUACCUAGAGGAAUCACAAUGGCCGACACACGGGCUACCUGCUGCUGAUACAGGAGAAGAACAACGUGGAGUACACGCUCAUCAUCGAAAUGCGACUGAAACCGUUAUUGACUUCGAAAGAUUCUCUAAUCUCCAGCGUCUGAUAAGAACCGUUGGCUACGUUCGUCGUUUCGCUGCUGUGUUGCGCAAGACAUUUGUUGCGGAAAUUGCUGCAUCCCCAGUGCUAUCUCGACAGGAAUUGCAGGAGGCGGAGUUCACCUUAUGGCGAUGGAUUCAAGCAGAAGCAUACUUCGGAGAAUUACUUAUACUUGUAAAAAAUCGAGAACUCCAACCACAUCAAAGAAAAAAAUUUGAUAAAGCCAGCCCUCUACGGAAGUUGUCACUAUUCAUCGACAAUGUUGGUGUGAUCCGACUUGACGGGCGACUGCGAAACGCUCCGCAUGCAUCGUAUGCCACAAAGUUCCCGGUGGUUUUACCAAAAAAUCAUUAUGGCACCAGGCUAUUAGUUCUAUGGUAUCAUCAGCGGUUUGCACAUGGGAAUAGCCAGACAGUUAUCAACGAAAUCCGCCAAAAGUUUCAUAUCGCCAGUCUAAGAGUCGUCGUUCGUAUAAUUGCGAAACAGUGCAAGUGGUGCGCGGUUUACAAGGCCAUCCCAAGGUUUCCAAAAAUGGCACCACUCCCAGAGGCGCGAGUGACUCCAUACGUUCGUGCUUUCACAUUUAUUGGUAUAGACUAUUGUGGUCCAUUUUCCUUGCGCGUUAGAAGAUACGAAGUGAAGAAAUGGAUAAUGCUUGUUACGUGCCUUACGGUACGAGCAGUCCACCUAGAAGUGGUCGGCAGCUUAUCAACCGAAGCGUGUAAAAUGGCUAUUAGGAGAUUUAUAGCGAGAAGAGGAGCCCCCCAGGAAAUAUAUAGUGACCAGGGCACCAACUUCAUAGGGGCGAGUCGUGAACUACGAGACCAGAUUGCCAGCAUCAACAGAGAAAUUUCCGGAACGUUCACCAACGCUGACACGCAGUGGCACUUCAACCCUCCAGCUACUCCUCAUAUGGGUGGGGCAUGGGAGCGCCUUGUGAGGUCGGUGAAAACAGCGUUGCGGACCAUUUCAUCGGAAAGAAAACCGGACGAGGAAACAUUUUAUACGUAUUUAACAGAAGUGGAAUCCAUCAUUAACUCCCGUCCAUUAACAUAUGUUCCGCUGGAAUAUGAAGACACUGAAGCGCUCACACCUAAUCACUUUCUGUUACUGAGCUCUAGUGGGGUGGUACAGCCAGCUCAGCUUCCGGUGGACAGUGGUGUAGCAGUUAGAAGCAAUUGGGACCAAAUCCAACAUCUGCUGGACCUAUUCUGGACAAAGUGGAUCAAGGAGUAUAUGCCUGUCAUCAGCUGCCGUUCAAAAUGGUUGUUGGAAACAGAGCCUGUGAAGCCCGGAGACCUGGUGAUGAUAGUGGACCCUGGUACACGCAACAGUUGGAAACGGGGAAGGAUUGUUAGGAUCCACAAGGGGAAAGAUGGCGUUGUUCGUCGAGCAGAUGUGCAAACGAAUAACGGAAUGCUACAGAGAUCGGUUACUGGACUAGCCGUGCUUGAGGUGAUGAAUAGAUGUACAGCUGCAGAGAACGUCGAGCAAUACGGGUCGGGGCAUGUUGGUGAAACCGAUCACCCUAGCAACACUGACGAUUGUCAGUUAACCGAUAAGAUUCAACUGACAGCAGACAGACCGCGCCCUAUCGGUGCCCCAUUGCCAGGCCGGCGUUUCAUCGGUCGUCCGGCAUCCCGUCCGGCCGACGCCCCAUCGCUCGUCCGUCAUUCCUUCCGGCCGACGCUCCAUCGUUCUUCCGGCAUUCCACCCUGCCGACGCUUCAUCCCUCCGACGGCAUUUCAUCACUUUGCCGUCAGUCGAUCGCCCGGUCAGCCAUCUAUCGUCCUGUCGCCACUCCAAAGUUUCAUCACACUGUACCAAAAUCGUGAGUAA